Meloidogyne enterolobii is the source of this 1483-nucleotide messenger RNA. The record is from the annotation of a GenBank genome assembly. NCBI's taxonomy places the organism in Eukaryota, Metazoa, Nematoda, Chromadorea, Rhabditida, Meloidogynidae.
GUCUCUGAUUCAUUCACAGACUUUGUAUUUUGUUGUGAUUUUGUCAACAAUUUUGUUUAUUGUUUUUGUUUAUCUAUUUUAUUGUCUAUUGAAAUUCAGUUUGAGAUGGUUGUUUUCUGUUGAAAUAUUGAUUGAAAUACUGAUCUUUGGUCGUCUAUUUUUUAAUCUCUCAAAAUUUUAGACAAAUUGACCUUUCUUAAGGGUUUCGACAUUUUAUUUUUCGAUUAAUUGAAUUCGACACUUUGAAAUCCCCUUUGAUUUACACUUUAAAGUUCUCCUACUUUACUAUAAAAGCCGAUACCGAACUGCAAACUUUUCCUUUUUUCACAUUAAUCGUCUGUCUUUUAGGCGCGGUUCGUGUUUUUUAUCUUUCCUUACUUUUUCGAAACUUCCUUUUUUCGUAUUCGCGCUUACAAUUUCUAUUUAAUGCAACUUAAAAUCCCAUUUUUCAGAUUAUAAAGACAAGUUUAACCUUGUGACUUUAUCUAUAUUCUUGUCUAAAUCUAACAAAUUGUAACAACAAACAAAAAUGGGCGAGCAAGACAAAAAGAAAGCUGGCGGCGGCGAUGGUGGCAAAAAGAAGGACGGCUUCGAUGCCAAAAAGUUUGCGAUUGAUUUGGCUUCUGGAGGAACUGCUGCUGCGGUUUCUAAGACGGCUGUGGCGCCUAUUGAGCGUGUCAAGUUGUUGCUACAGGUUCAAGACGCUUCUCAGCACAUCGCUGCCGAUAAACGCUAUAAGGGAAUAAUUGAUGUGCUUGUUCGUGUGCCCAAAGAACAGGGAGUCCUUGCUUUUUGGCGUGGUAAUUUGGCUAACGUGAUUCGUUACUUUCCAACGCAAGCUCUCAACUUUGCGUUCAAGGACACUUACAAAAGGAUCUUCAUGGAAGGUGUUGACAAGAACAAACAGUUUGGCAAAUUCUUUUUGAUGAACUUGGCUUCUGGUGGUGCUGCUGGUGCUACUUCUUUGGCUUUUGUCUAUCCUUUGGAUUUUGCUCGUACUCGUUUGGCUGCGGACGUUGGAAAGGCCGGAGCUCGUGAGUUCAACGGACUUGCUGAUUGUCUCGUCAAAAUAUUCAAAUCUGAUGGUCCUAUUGGUUUGUAUCGAGGAUUCUUCGUCUCUGUUCAGGGCAUUAUCAUCUAUCGUGCGGCAUAUUUUGGCUGUUUUGACACUGCAAAGAUGUAUUUUGCUAAAGAUGGACAGAAAUUGAACUUCUUUGUGAGCUGGGCUAUUGCACAGGUUGUGACUGUCUCUUCUGGAAUUCUUUCCUAUCCUUGGGACACCGUUCGUCGACGUAUGAUGAUGCAAUCUGGACGCAAGGAUAUUCUCUACAAGAACACUUUGGAUUGCGCCAUCAAGAUCAUCAAGAAUGAGGGUCCUCAGGCUAUGUUCAAGGGAGCGCUUUCCAAUGUCUUCCGUGGUACUGGUGGUGCAUUAGUGCUCGCCUUCUACGAGGAGAUUCAAAAGUAUGUUCAUCUAAUCUAG